Messenger RNA from Pocillopora verrucosa, 939 nucleotides. RefSeq names its product leucine-rich repeat and immunoglobulin-like domain-containing nogo receptor-interacting protein 2. Gene Ontology annotation, molecular function: cell adhesion molecule binding. Gene Ontology annotation, biological process: cell-cell adhesion. Gene Ontology annotation, cellular component: plasma membrane; cell-cell junction. NCBI's taxonomy places the organism in Eukaryota, Metazoa, Cnidaria, Anthozoa, Scleractinia, Pocilloporidae. The record is from RefSeq and is a predicted model, not a curated record.
UUAUUUUGAGACGUAGACAUGGAUAUGCAGAAGAUUUCGCUGUACAUCCUAUUGUUUGUCGCUUAUCUAGAAGAAACGUACGGCUCUGAAGGAUCUGAUAUCAAUGAUGCAGAGAACCAGAUCGUUGUUAAAAACGAUGCAAGGGACGUACACAUACCUUGCUCAAUAAACACGGAAGGUCAGCCCCAGUCGGACCUUGGUUUGUAUUUGUGCCCGACGAUGGCACAAUGCAGAAGUGAUAGGGACAGAUUCAUAAUCGCUCGGAUAGAAAAAAGAACCGUCUUUAAUUAUUACCCUGAGGAGUACAAACUUACCUUAAAUGGAACAUUGAUUGUACGGAAGAUAUCAUCAAAGUAUGACGGAAUGGUGGUCUGGUGCAUUGGACAAAUUCGGUACCAGGGAACGCGAGAAAACACCACUCUUAUUCAAAUAGCGAGAGAGAGGCCCAAAAUUAGGAUAACAAGUCCACAACCAUUCUUGGUGGUCGAAGGAAUGAAUCUGCACCUAGACUGCGAAGCAAUUGGUUUUCCUUCUCCCCGGGUGAUCUGGUUUCGACUUCCUGGCAUGCAAAUGCUUCAGAAUCGAACGAACGAUGAAGCUACAAGUUUAGAGCGAAGAAACAUCACCAAAGAUGACGAAGGAGUCUACAUUUGCACAGCUAAAAAUCCACUAGGAAGUGAUAGCUAUGAAGUGCAAGUAACUGUCAUCGAUUUCCCAAGUUCAACAGUGUCAACUCCAACAAGUACUACUCGCAGAAUUAUUAUGGAUAAACAUGAAAGUCGAGAAGACGAUGCUUACAAAGUGAUCACUUUUGCGUUGUUACCACUCCUGGUACUUGCGACCGUAGGGAGUGUAGUCUUGUUCUGGCGUAGUGCAACUUGUGGACGCUCAAGCCGAGGAAAUAAUUCGCACGAAGUAACGAUUCCUGUAAAUGUUUAA